CCUCUGGUGUCCUCCCGGCCCUCCACGCCACCGGCAUUGGCUCCUAAGAGAUCCCAGUCCGUCGAUCGGAGCCGUCCCUCCACCCCUCGCCCGGAUCACCGGCCCACCACCGCCGAGCCCUCCGCCGCCGCCCGAGCCCUGUGCACCACCACACGAAGCCUCUCCGUCUCGUUCCAAGGGGAGUCCUUCUUCUACCAGACCAGCCGCGCCAAAGCCACCUCCCCUAGCCCCGCCCGCAAGCCCAGCCCCACGCACCGGAGGACCAACUCAGCCGCCGCUACCCCGGCCAGGGCCGGCGACCAGUCAGAGAACUCCCGGCCCUUUGAAAACCACCACCGCUGGCCUGCCGCCAGACCCCGGCCGUCGAACCCGUUGAUGAGGAGCUUGGACUGCAAUUUGGAGAAGAAAGGUUCUAUCUUGGCCACGGUCCAUUUGCUGCAGCAGUCAAUGGUGUUCGAUGAUGGCACGCGCCGAGCAUCCUUCGACGGGUGCGACCUCUCGGCAUCAUCGGAUACCGAUAGUGUGUCCUCCGGCAGCAAUUCAGGGGUGCAGGAGCUUAGUGUGCCUCCAAGGGCACGGGUCACUCCCCGUGGAAUUAGUGUGCCUGCAAGGUUCUGGCAGGAGACCAACAGCCGGUUACGCCGGCUUCCGGAGCCGGGCACGCCGUUGUCGUCAUCAGGCUCCAGGACUGCGGCCCCACCGAAGCUUGGUUUGGCAAAGAAAUCAUUGGUGGAUAGCCCUUCGUCAUCUCCUCGGUCGGUUUCUUCUCCGCUCCAUGGACCCAUGAGGCCAUCUUCUCCGAGUAAGAUUGUGGCUUCUCCCUCAAGGGGAAUGGCCAGUCCUUUGCGAGCGAGGAACAAUGGAUCUGUGAGUUCCUCUCCAAUUGGUCAGCCAGGUAAUGCACCUUCAAUUAUAAGCUUUGCGGCGGAAGUGAGGAGGGCAAAGAAAGGGGAGAACCGGAUUGAGGAAGCACACUUGUUGAGGCUGUUUCAUAAUCGGCAGUUGGAAUGGCGUUGGGUGAAUGCAAGGGCCAAUGCUUCACUCUUUGUGCAGAGACUGACUGCAGAGAAAAAUUUGUAUAAUGCUUGGAUAACUACAUCAGAGUUGCGUGAUUCUGUCACUUUUAAAAGGACCAAGCUACAGCUUCUGAAACAAAAUCUAAAACUAACUUCCAUUCUUAAGGGACAAAUGACCUAUUUGGAGGAGUGGUCUCUUUUGGAUAGAGAUCAUUCUAGUGCUUUAUCAGGAGCUAUUGAAGCGUUAAAGGCUAGCACGCUCCGUCUUCCUGUUGUUGGAGGAGCAAAGGCAGACAUCCAAGAAGUGAAAGAUGCUGUUGGUUCAGUAGUUGAUGUGAUGCAAUCGAUGGGAUCCUCCAUAUGUUCUCUAUUGUCAAAGGUAGAAGGAACUAGUUCCUUGGUGUCCGAACUCGCUAAAAUGGCAGCUCAAGAGCAAGCAUUACUAGAACAAUCCAAAGAUCUCUUGUCCACAGUAGCAGCCAUGCAUGUGAGACAAUCUAGCCUGCAAGGGCACAUAUUACAGCUAAAACGGAACCCAGCCAGAUGAAAUUGUAGGGCCAAUUCUGUUUCUGCCUUUGUGAUCACUAACAUCACUGCAACCUCUUCUUUUUCUAACCGGAGAUUGUGCCAAUGGUAAUAAAGCAUGGUGGUUUGUUGUGAGCGAAAGCGAGUGCUCUAAAUCUGAUGUUGAUCUUACCUAGGGUGGCUGAUUCAUGUAUUUUUGUAUGCAUAUUACCACAGUAAUGGCCUUUUUCCUUGCAGGAUAUACAUUAGCUGUAUACAGAAUACUUUUUUCUUGUACUGAAUCUACUGAUCAAAGAAAAGCUUUUGUAUAUAUUAAUGCUUUCUUUUUUUCUUUUUCGUUAGAGAGAACAUACCAGUUUCGUUAUCAAAGUUGUCUUUGUAUCUUAUCCAUCUUUUGGAUAUAUAGUUGAUGGAGAGUCCUAGAUGGUAAAGUAGUGAACAUUGUUCAUGUUGCUUUGAUGCUGCUUAGCUGUGGGCCUUGCCCUCUUGUGUCAAGAAUGAUACCUCUUGCUAUCAUGCUAUGAAUGGCAAAAUCAAUCAAAAAUCA
Messenger RNA from Elaeis guineensis (African oil palm), 2088 nucleotides. Its product is annotated as QWRF motif-containing protein 2. The record is from RefSeq and is a predicted model, not a curated record. Gene Ontology annotation, biological process: spindle assembly. Gene Ontology annotation, cellular component: nuclear microtubule; cytoplasm. Gene Ontology annotation, molecular function: microtubule binding. Lineage: Eukaryota; Viridiplantae; Streptophyta; Magnoliopsida; Arecales; Arecaceae.